Racocetra persica is the source of this 144-nucleotide messenger RNA. NCBI's taxonomy places the organism in Eukaryota, Fungi, Glomeromycota, Glomeromycetes, Diversisporales, Gigasporaceae. The record is from the annotation of a GenBank genome assembly.
AAUGUAUGGGAUAUUAUUGGUCCUUUAAUGAAUAGACUAGUUCCAGGUUGGGUAGCACUAACCGCAGAAGUUCAAGUAUUCCGUACACUAACCGGGACUUAUUUGGAAGCUUUUAACGAAGCAAGAGCAGGAUUCAGAACAUUG